Molecule: messenger RNA, 1206 nt
Organism: Phragmites australis (common reed)
Lineage: Eukaryota; Viridiplantae; Streptophyta; Magnoliopsida; Poales; Poaceae
Product: acetylajmalan esterase-like
Exons: 4
Coding region: 1-1206 (401 amino acids)
Molecular function (GO): hydrolase activity, acting on ester bonds
Source: RefSeq, a predicted model, not a curated record
AUGGAUCUUCUCCUUGGACGCGUGCUCGUGGCGUUCCUCCUCGCGGGCGCCUCCUCCUCCACUUGCCUCGGAGCGGCAGCGACGUCGACGGUGGACGGCAUCACGACCAUCUACAACUUCGGGGACUCCAUAUCGGACACGGGCAAUCUCGUCCGAGAAGGCGCUCCUGGGCUGCUGCAGUACAUCGCGAAGCUCCCCUACGGCAUCGACAUGCACGGAGACCCUACCGGCCGUUGCUCCGAUGGAUACCUCAUGAUCGAUUUCCUCGCCAAAGAUCUUUGCCUCCCUCUCCUCAACCCGUACCUUGACAAGAGCUUGGACUUCACGCACGGCGUGAACUUUGCGGUCGCCGGAGCCACCGCCCUCGACACGACGACCCUCGCCAAGAGGGGGAUCACCAUCUCCCUCACCAACAGCUCCCUCGAUGUUCAGCUCAAAUGGUUCAAGGAUUUCAUGGGCUCCACCACAAACUCUACUCAAGAGAUCCGUAAAAAGCUAGAGACUUCACUGGUGAUGUUGGGGGAGAUCGGUGGGAACGACUACAACUACGCCUUCCUCCAGACAUGGUCAGCGGACGGCGGAUAUGGCCUCUACAACGUCACCCGCGUGAUCAAAAGCGUUGCGCAGGCCGUGGAGCUUGUACCGGAAGUGGUGCAAUCCAUAGCAAAUGCAGCCAAGGAGCUGCUCGAGAUGGGCGCGGUCCGGCUGGUCAUCCCGGGCAACUUCCCCGUCGGGUGCGUGCCGAGCUACCUCGCCACUGUGAACGUGACGGAGCCGAUCGCGUACGACGACGACGGCUGCCUCGCCGCCCUCAACGUCUUCGCCGAGCUGCACAACGCGCGGCUGCAGGGCGCCGUCGCGGACCUGCGCCGGUCGUACCCGCGCGCCACGAUCGCGUACGCGGACUACUACGCGGCGUACGUCAGGAUCCUCCGCGAGGCGCGCGCGCUCGGGUUCGACGCGGCGAGGACGCGGACGGCGUGCUGCGGGGCCGGCGGCGGCCCGUACAACUUCGAUGUGGACAGGAUGUGCGGCGCGCCGGGGACGAGCGCGUGCGCGGACCCGGGCGGGUACGUGAGCUGGGACGGCGUCCACAUGACGCAGCACGCGUACGGCGUGAUGGCCGAGCUGCUGUACCGCGGCGGGCUCGCGGACCCGGCCCCCAUAAACUGGCCGGGCCAGAAGAUGGGUUCGCCCGUGAAUUGA